CAGAGCUCUGCCUAACUCUGUGCCUAGCUCUGGGCCUGGCUUCGUGCUCGCAGUUUUAUCCACAGGCAGCUAGAAAUAGGUGAUCGGUGUGAUGAAGACGGCUUUCGAUCCAGUCACUCUCGAGAGACUUACUGUAUCCAGCAUGCUGCAGGGUCACAGCUCCGUGUUCCAGGCCUUGCUGGGGACCUUCUUCACCUGGGGGAUGACGGCAGCUGGGGCGGCUCUGGUGUUCAUAUUCUCUAGUGGACAGAGGCGGAUCUUAGACGGGAGCCUCGGCUUUGCUGCGGGGGUCAUGUUAGCGGCUUCCUACUGGUCUCUCCUGGCCCCAGCGGUGGAGAUGGCCACGUCCUCUGGGGGCUUUGGGGCCUUCGCCUUCUUCCCCGUGGCCGUGGGCUUCACGCUCGGAGCUGCCUUCGUCUUCCUGGCCGACCUCCUGAUGCCGCGCCUGGAUCAGUACCAACUCCUCGGAUCUUGUUUGGUGGAACCCCAAAAGUCCUCUACCCCAGAAGUCUUUCGUCUUCCUACGUAUCCAGCCUGGCCUGAAAGCCAGGGUGCAGCAGAAGACCCUCAGACGGCGCUGGCACUGAACUUCGACCCUGCGCUGGUGAAGAAGAAGUCUGAUCCCGCGAGCCCCACGCUCCUCUUCCCUGAGAGUGAACUUUCCAUCCGGAUAGGUAGCGCGGGGCUUCUUCCAGACAAGAGCGAGAACGGCGAGGCCUACCAGAGGAAGAAGGCGGUGGCCGCUGACCUCCCGGAGGGCCCGGCCCCUCUGGCGCCGUCGCGAGGGAGCGGGGCGCCGCCCGGAGGCAGCAGCUGGAGGAGGAUCGCGCUGCUCAUCCUGGCCAUCACCAUCCACAACGUUCCAGAGGGUCUUGCUGUUGGAGUUGGAUUUGGGGCUGUAGAAAAGACAGCAUCUGCCACCUUUGAGAGCGCCAGGAAUUUGGCCAUUGGAAUUGGAAUCCAGAACUUUCCGGAGGGCCUGGCCGUCAGCCUCCCCUUGCGAGGGGCGGGCUUCUCCACCUGGAGAGCCUUCUGGUACGGGCAGCUGAGUGGCAUGGUGGAGCCACUGGCCGGGGUCUUGGGCGCCUUUGCGGUGGUGCUGGCCGAGCCCCUCCUGCCCUACGCUCUGGCCUUUGCUGCUGGUGCCAUGGUCUACGUGGUCAUGGACGACAUCAUCCCGGAAGCCCAGAUCAGUGGCAAUGGGAAGCUGGCAUCCUGGGCCUCCAUCCUGGGAUUUGUGGUGAUGAUGUCAUUGGACGUGGGCCUGGGCUAGCUCUGAGUCGCGAAGGACCCCAAGGAAAGGCAUCAUCAGACCUCGAUAGGACCAAGAGCCUCUUUCUCCACAUUAAACCAUUGCUCCUUUCUCUCCUCUUCAUCUCACUCUCCGGAUCGGCUCUGAUUGUAAUAGAACUAUCUUUACUUUGCUUUUGAGGGAGAUAUUGGUUUUCUUUGGAAUCUCAAAGUGUCAUGGAACCAUAGAAUCUUGUCUUGGCCACUGAAUGGAAUCUUUCCUCAGUGGGAUUGUCAAGGACAUAUGGAUCAGGGAAAUCUCUGCUUUCCUUCACCCAGUCUCCCUCGCUCGACUCAACCAACCUCAGCUCCUCAAGGUUACCCGCAGAAGCCAGGAGAAGUCUCCUAAGAAGUUUGGCCUCCAGUCUCGGAGCAGAUUAGCUACACCCCUCCUGCUCCUUGGCUGUGGGUCCCCUACACAUCUGGAACACUUGAACGAGAGCAUUGUGAACACAGCGAUUCUGGUCUCCCAGGCUGAGCUGGCCCAGAAAGGAGGCGUCCCCCUCCGUCCACCUCCCCAGAGAGUCCUGUAGGGGAGAGAGACAGUCCGAGGGAGGAAGUCGGAUAGUCUUCUUUUUUCUUUUCUUUUAAUUUAAGGCUAAAAUUGGCAUUUUUGAAGUUAAGGGAAUUCAGGAAUGAGGACCACUGUGAGCCCUGUGAAGAGAAGAGAGUGGAUUCCAAGAGCAGAGUGUUUUUCCAUGGUUCCCAAAUCUAGUAGGCAUUAAUUUGAUAAGUCUAUGAGCUUCAGUUUUCUAAGAGACUUGGGGAUACCAGCAAGCUGCUAGAACCCCAACCCUUCCUCUACUCAUGAAGGGAGCCACUCAAGAGGGACAUUUGGGACCUGCAGCGGGUCCUUGCCCACAGGCUAUUUGGUAACGAACAACCCAACUGAGAACCCUAGAACCACCGCUAGCUUGGUCUGAGUCUGGCUUAGGAUGGGAAAGGAAGAGGGUCAGGAAAAGAACAGUGUCGCCAAGUUAUCGUUCGGAAAUAACCACGAAGGACGGCAGGACCUGCGUCCAGAAGGUGCGCAGCCCAGGAGCCGGUGUGCAGGCACUGUUCUCUCAGCGCCUGAUCUCUGAGUUUACAUGUUCUGUUGUUUCCAAGGGCAAAUGUCCUGCUCCGUGAAUGCUCCAAGACCCCAAAGGCCACCCUUGGGCUGGGUCUGUGUGUGUUCUUCCAAAGCACUGAUGAUCAAAGCUGAAGGCACAUUCAGAGAUUUGACUGGUUGGGAUUAGUUGGUUUGGUGGUUGGUGUAUGCGUGUUUUAUUUCUAUGUCUUUGGAUAUAGUUCUGCAUAAUUCAGAUUUUUCUUUCUGCCAGAUGAGACCUCGUAACUGUGAUUACUAUCAAUAAAGGGAAUGUUGUUGUGGA
Molecule: messenger RNA, 2663 nt
Organism: Sciurus carolinensis (gray squirrel)
Lineage: Eukaryota; Metazoa; Chordata; Mammalia; Rodentia; Sciuridae
Gene: Slc39a11
Product: solute carrier family 39 member 11
Exons: 11
Coding region: 92-1273 (393 amino acids)
Biological process (GO): zinc ion transmembrane transport
Cellular component (GO): membrane
Molecular function (GO): zinc ion transmembrane transporter activity
Source: RefSeq, a predicted model, not a curated record